Wyeomyia smithii (pitcher-plant mosquito) is the source of this 1622-nucleotide messenger RNA. RefSeq lists its product as uncharacterized. Lineage: Eukaryota; Metazoa; Arthropoda; Insecta; Diptera; Culicidae. The transcript is spliced from 4 exons. The coding region runs from base 71 to 1450 and encodes 459 amino acids. The record is from RefSeq and is a predicted model, not a curated record.
GAUAACACGAUCGCCAGUACUAGUGAUCACGUCAACGCAAGAGGACAGAAUAUCAGCGAGCAGAGACACUAUGAAGACGGCACGCUGCAGCCUCUUAAUCGUUCUAUUGUGGAUCAAUUGCUUUCUUAUCAGCACGAUUCGAUGUGACGACGACAAAUCGUUUUCCGUUUCCGAUGAAGACUCACUUCCCGAUGACACCGAAGAGCAUGACCGACAGGUUGGUGAGAAUCUGGUUUCGGCGCAGCUGUUCGCCAUCAUCGAUCUGUACAAGCAAGAAGAUCCUGUCGGGCUACCAGGUGCAACAGUGCCAGAUCCUAUGCCCAUUCCAGAAAUCAAACAAUCUUUUUCGAUUGCGAAGAUGCACAUGAAAAAUGUACUGGCCUACGGGUUAUCGAAGUUUCGUAUCAAGCUGCUUAAGACUGAGCUACAUACGAUGAAAAUCCAAACUGGAGUACAGAUUGAUGAAAUGUUAGUUAAGGGCAAUUACACCAUGAGCACGUUCUUCAAUCGAGCGGAAGGUCCUUUCACCGUAGUGUUAAAAAAUGUGAUGACGAAGGGAAACGUGUCGCUUGGUGUCGAACGGGAUGGCAAGGUUCGAACGCAGGAUAUCAGUCUUGAUAUCGCCUUCGACGAUAUGUCAAUGGAUUUCCAGAAUUUAGGCUUCAUGGGUAGUAUUUUUCAAAGUGUGGUAAAUUCUGCAUCCAAUCUGGUCUUUGAUACCAUCAAACCUUUUAUGCUAAGUGAAGCAUACUCCAAAAUUCGAGCCGAGAUUGACACUCGGGUGGAAAAUAUGACCACGGAGAAUAGUAUCUUGUUCCCCAACUCUAUAUCUCCGUUGGACAUGGCAAUCGGGGAAGCGCGUACGCUUGUUCGCAAUAAGAAAUUCGAUCCAUACCUUAUUCCGGACUACAACACUACUGCCGGGAUAUUCGGGAUGCAUACGGCACAUACCUGGAUUAAGGGAAUUUCCAGCUUUUAUCGAUACGGCACUAUUGGAAUAACCAUGCAAAAUAAUACGGUGGCGCUAACGAUGCAGGUGGGCACACAGAGAAUCAUGGGAUCUACCCAGUGGGAGGUUUCUGUAGGACGUGGUAUGAUUAGUCGAGCCGGUCAAGCCCAAUUCACCGUAGAGCAUAUUAAGGUUGCAUUCGAAGUACAACAACCCUUGGAUCUACGUAAAAAACCGAAGCUGAGUGAUAUCCAAUUAGAGUUGGGAAAUAUUCAAGUUCGUUGUGAUGGAGCGGGAACACUGGAUUAUAUCGUGGAAGCAGUGGUAAAUAUUUUGCCGAACAUAUUGCGCUAUCAGAUCAUGGAUGCCAUCGAGAAUCCGCUCAAGAUUCGUAUUCAGGAAAAGCUGGAUUGUAUCAAUGUGGAGCAGAUGAUCAAAAAGCAUGUGGUUGAAUAUGAGAAGCAUGGAUUAGAUAUGGAAAUCAAUUUUAAGAUUUGUUAGUCCAAAGGUAAACAAUUACAACAAAUUUUAUGUGCGGUAUGUUCGUGAAUCUUUUUGAUUAUAGCUUAAGCUCUGUUUAAAAGUUCGUAUCAAGUUUUCCGUAAGCUUCAGAAAUUUAUUAUUUACCAAUAAACAAAGUAUAAGGUACAGCUGGUCUCGAUACCACCGGUCA